CCCUUUGGAGAUGGAUCCAAAAAAAUAUUUGGUAUGGAAAAUUUUGGUAACACAUGCUACUGUAAUUCCGUUUUACAAUGCUUAUAUUACUCAAAGGAAUUUAGAGAAAAUAUUCUAUCUUUCCCCCAGUCUUAUUAUCAAGAAAAAACUGACAGAAGAAGGAAAAUAACUACCAUAGGCUCAAAACCCCAUCCCUUUGUACUAGCUGCCCAAAAACAACUGAAUGCAAACGAAUCAUCUCUGGACAACAACCCAAUAAUAAAUGGAAAUUUAAAAUCUAACUCAAAUAAUGCCAGUGCAUAUGCUGAUACAUCUGAAUAUGAUAAAAACGAAGAUAAAGAUAAAGACAAACAAAAUGACCCAUCUCCUCAGUCAACUAAUAAUGAACACCAAAUUAAUGGAAAUGUUAACAACAAUAACAACACAACCAACAACAAUAACACCAACUCAAAUAGUAAUAACAGUGAUGAUUUCUAUGCAAACUUCAACAUGUUAAAACAAUCAUCCCCAUUUAACCUCACCAUAAUUGGAAACACAGGAGAUCCCUCAUCUACUACUGAACAGAGAAAAAGAAAAGCAAUGCUCACUGGCCCUAUAUUGAAUAUUGAUCGCUCCUACAGUUCUUCUUAUCAAAUGUCUAAUUCAAUGUUUUCCGCCUUAAAAGAUAUAUUUGAAUGCAUGGUUGAAAACGAAAGCAAAAAAGGGGUUGUUAGUCCCUCAUUUAUAAUCGAGGUCCUAAAAAAAGAAAACGAACUAUUCAGAAGCUCAAUGCAUCAAGAUGCUCAUGAAUUUCUAAAUUUCUUAUUAAACGAGGUGUUUGAAGGUCUACUAACAAGUGAAACAAAAUGUUUAACUUGCGAAAAAGUAUCCUCAAGAGACGAAAAAUUCAUCGAUUUAUCAAUUGAUUUAGAAAAAGAUACUUCAAUAACCUCUUGUUUGAAACAAUUCUCCGCAAGCGAAAUUCUAACCGAAGAUAACAAAUUUUACUGUGACAACUGCUGUUCAUUACAAGAAGCUACGAAAAGAAUAAUAUUGAAAAAACUACCCAAAAUUCUAUCAUUGCACUUAAAAAGAUUUAAAUAUAAUGAGCAGCUACAAAGAAAUGUUAAAUUGUUUCAUAGAGUCAGUUUUCCUCUACAUUUAAGAUUAUUCAAUACUUCAAAGGAUACUUACAACCAAGAUCGUUUAUAUGAAUUAUACGGAGUGGUGGUUCAUAUUGGAGGUGGUCCAUACCACGGCCAUUAUAUUUCAUUAAUCAAAACAGAGCAUUUUGGUUGGCUUUUAUUUGACGAUGAAACUGUUGAACAAAUAGAUGAAAACUUUGUUCUAAGAUUUUUUGGAGAUGGGCCUGGUUUGGCUGCUGCUUAUGUUUUGUUUUAUCAUGAAAUCUCCGAAGAAGAUUAUUAUAAACAGACUUUAUAU
Ascoidea rubescens DSM 1968 is the source of this 1422-nucleotide messenger RNA. RefSeq names its product cysteine proteinase. Gene Ontology annotation, cellular component: nucleus; cytosol. Gene Ontology annotation, biological process: protein deubiquitination. The record is from RefSeq and is a predicted model, not a curated record. Gene Ontology annotation, molecular function: cysteine-type endopeptidase activity; cysteine-type deubiquitinase activity. The annotation marks the transcript as partial. The transcript is spliced from 3 exons. NCBI's taxonomy places the organism in Eukaryota, Fungi, Ascomycota, Saccharomycetes, Ascoideales, Ascoideaceae.